AUGAAUAAUCAAAAAUCAGAUGACGAAAAAUACAAAAAAUUUUAAUGCAAAAUUUGCUUAGAUUUAGCUACAGAACCAGUCAUCACUCCCUGUGGUCAUCUUUAUUGUUGGUAGUGUAUAUAUACUGUAAAUCUUUCAAUAAUUUUAUUCUAGUGGGCUUAAAAGAAGAAUCCAUUACUAUGUCCAUAUUGUUCCAAUGUCUUUGAAUUAGACAAGGUCACCACUAUCUUCACAGGGGAUUCACAAGAAUCAAAGAAAUCAGAAAUUCCAAAGAGACCCACAAACCCAAGACAAGAGUAGACCAACUAAUAAUAACAAUUCGGAAAUUUUUAAUUUGGCUUUGGUUUUGGAAUGCCAUUCAUGAUGAUGUCCAAUUUCAAUUUUGGAUAAGGACAAUAAGGAAAUGCAAAAGGUUUUAUGUUAAUAUUCUUUCUUGGAUUUAUAAUGAUGAAUUUGCUUCCCAUCCUCAAUUUCGAUUUCUAUUUCCCAGGAACUUCCCAAUAAUCAUAAAGAAGGUCAAGGAGACAUCAAGACACAUUCGACGAUUAUUUUACAAUUUUUGGUAUUGGCUUAGCCAUUACUCUUGGAUUUGCUGGCCUGAGCUAUUUGGCUAAAAGGAUUUUGAACAAAUGAAGAAUAAAAAAUUUUCAUGUUAU
Molecule: messenger RNA, 656 nt
Organism: Paramecium octaurelia
Lineage: Eukaryota; Ciliophora; Oligohymenophorea; Peniculida; Parameciidae
Source: the annotation of a GenBank genome assembly